This is a messenger RNA of Myotis lucifugus (little brown bat), 4017 nucleotides long. It is a transcript of the gene CEP72, whose product is annotated as centrosomal protein 72. Gene Ontology annotation, molecular function: protein binding. The coding region runs from base 1777 to 3654 and encodes 625 amino acids. Gene Ontology annotation, cellular component: centriolar satellite. Gene Ontology annotation, biological process: centriole replication; spindle organization; regulation of protein localization to centrosome. The transcript has 10 exons. Lineage: Eukaryota; Metazoa; Chordata; Mammalia; Chiroptera; Vespertilionidae. The record is from RefSeq and is a predicted model, not a curated record.
GCAGAAGUGUUCCGGCUCCACUGCUUGACUGAGCUCACGGACGUGGACUUCCGACUGAACCCGGUGGUGAAGAAUGAGUCUGAUUACCGCCUCUUUGUUGUGCACAUGCUCCCAAAGCUCAGACAGCUGGGUAGGUGUGGUGUGCUCACACCCUUGCUCAGUAGAGCCCUGACUGGUGUUUGGUACUGUCAGAUCCAUCGCACUGUUGAUCUCCCUGAAAAGGGAAGUUACUUUCUACUCUGAUGGCAUGAGUCCCUGUAUUACAGGAUGGGUCUUGUAGGAGAGCUGCCUGGGAAGGUGCCAGGGAGCCCCAUGGCCAGAGAGAAUUGCCGGGACACCAGGAGCACCGGCAUGGGCUGUACUGCUCAGACUCAUUCUGGCUUCGCUGUCUAGCUGUUUGACUUGGGCCUGUUCCUGAACUUCUGGUGCCCUGUUUCCAUGCAUGGCCCCUGGGCAUCGUCUCGGGCCCAGGUGGACGGCUGGAUUCUACUGGCUUUGCAUCUACCUGGAGAAAUCCAGGACUAGAAGUUCAUUGUGCCACACCCUCCCCCAGCCUCACAGGCAGAGCUUGCAGGUUGCCAACUGGACAAGUCCAUUUGGGAGGAUCACACCCAGGGAAGCCACAUCAAUGCCUUCCCACCUGCCUCACCACCUACCAGGAGGGGUCUUUGCCCUGAGCAGUGAGGCCACUGGCGCUUCCGAUGCUCCCUCGAGUCGCACUUCAAGGGGGGAGAGCUGGAGCAUGAGUCCAGGAUGCACUGACAUGCAGGUCACGGGGAAGGGAGGCAGGGGCCCUCAGACCCUUAGUCUCUUGUGUGAAGGGCGGUGGGAAGUGCUGGGUAGCUGGUGCAGGAAUAUCUGAUUGAAGGGUGUGGUCAUGUUCCCCAGUGAUCACAGCAUGUCCUCAAUCUGCAGGCCCAUUCACUUCUCGGCGAGGCUGGGGAUGCAUUUGAGGCAUCUCCAUCUCCUGGGUUCUGACCUAAUGACACCAAAGUGAGACCCACAUCAGACCAGCAUUUGUCAGGGAAGACAUUGCUCUACCACUAUUCCUGUGGUAAAUACUGAGCUGCAGGCAGACCACUGCCACUGUCCUGUCACUUCCAACCAGUGUCUGUAGAAACCCAUGUUCUGCAUCUCUUGGCUGUGAGUGCAUGUAUGCACAUCUCAACAGCGCAUGCAUGUCAGCUUAUCCCCUAGUCCCCUCUCUGCACGGCCUGGGCCUGGGAGCAGGGCUGGGCUGUGGGUGUGAAUAACUGACCCCCAAAGGGUCAAACCUACUUAGAAUUUCAAUGUUUCAUUUUAGUUUUUAGAUAUUUGGGAGAAAUAAGUGCUUCUGUUCUAACUUUUGACUUUAAGUAACUUAUAAAUAGUUGAAUUUGGCUCUUUUUCAGAAGCAUUACAAUUCUUAUGGGAAAUUUUUGCAAUCUUCAGUCUUAAAUCAUUUGUCAUAAAAGUUUUAGGUUCAGAAUUGUAUAAUGUUAGUAUAGAGAAGGGAAAUGAGAGUCUUGCCACGUGGGAAAGAUAUUUUCAGACAUGGAAAAGGAACAUAAUUGAAACUCAAAGUCAUCGCAGGCCUGGGAGUGGCUGAGCAGAGGCCUCAGGCCAGAGCACACAUGUGGGGACAGUUUACACUUAUCUCUCUGUCUCCCAGUCCUGAGGAUCCACACACACAGCUAGGCCGUCUCCUCUCCAGUGUGUUCAGAAACCUCACACCAGAGAUUCUUAGUGCGCUCAGUGUGGUUCGAGAACCUCGUGCAGCACCCAAAAUGUACCUUGAUGGGAGGGAGCCCAGGAGGAUGUGCUUGUGUGAACUUGGCUGUGUAUUUCUUUUCCUGCGGCAGUAGGCUGCCUCCAAAGCAGUGUCUGAGGAGUGAGCUUUGUGGGAGCAGGGCAGCCCUCUUGCAAUCAGCACCCAGCAUCCCUGAGAAGCCGCGUGUAGCCACCAGAGCCCAGCAUCCCUUUACUGGGUCUACUCGGGGCUUAUGGGGGACGCUGUGGCGCGGUCAGCCCCAAGGGGACAGAAGGCCCGGAACAAGUGGGGGCAGCCUGGUCACGUGUGGUGCGCUGCAGGGCGGGAUGGGGUGCCGGAAGGUGCACCUGCUUCAUGGUGGUGCUUGCUGGUUUCUCUGGCAUCUCUCCCCAGAUGACCGUCCCGUGAGAGAGAGCGAGCGGAAGGCAUCCCAGUUGCAUUUUGCUUCAGAGGAAUCACUCGACUCCACACAAAGCCUCCCAGCUGUUUGCAGAGGUGGAAGGCUGCACCACUCCAGAGUUAAGUGCCCUGACCCCUCAGCCAAGAAGUGCUUAGUCAUGGAUGCGGAUGACGAGGCCGUCCUGAACCUCAUUGCCGAGUGUGAGUGGGACUUGAGCAACCCUCCUAGGAGUACGAGUUCCAGCCAGAAGGAGCAAGAGGAUGACUUCCAUAGUUCCCAAGAAUCCAGACAUCUAUUGAGUCCUCACUUAGUCCAGCACCAGUGUGGGGACUCCAUAAAGAAGGGCCAUGAGAAGAGAAAAGGCAGCUCCAGAGGAUGUUGUCCAGAAAAGAGGCUUCAGAACCAGUACUGUGGAGAGCUCCCACCCCAGCAGGGAGACCAGCCCGAGGCCUGCUGCUCCUUCGGACAUCAUGUGCACUUCCUCCCACACCCAGACUGCAUAGACGUUGAGAACUCAACCUCCACUUCUCAGACGACUAGUUUGUCAACACAAAAGGUGUUAAAUCCUUUGCCUGGUCUUGAAAAGUACAGGAAGCGGAGAAUGCCUGGAGGGAGAUUCCAGGCGCCUGCAGACCAGGAAUGUCUCAGCUGCCUGGAGGAGAGUCUGAACAGGCAGAAUGGCUCUGAGAGCAGGAGCGAGAGGACCUGUUCUCACCUGGAGGCGUCUGAGUCUGAAGAGCAGAGGCCCCACAGCACGAGUGGCGCCAGGGAGGUGUCUCCCAAACUGCUCUCAGCUGUGCCACCUGGGAAGGCCAUCCUGGGGGUGGCGCUCCUAGAAUCACUCCUUGACCUGGUGGACAGGUACUGGAGUGGCUGCAAGUCCCUGCAUAGCAAUGAGGUGUUCCUGGCUCAGGCAAGACAUGUUUUGUCAUCUGUUCAAGAUUUUACAGCAACUCAGGACAGUUCGACAACUACGAGUGAAGAAAUUAACUACCUGACUCUUGAAAAUAAAUCUUUACAAAAUCACCUUGUUGAACAACAGCAACAAUAUAGUGAGAAGAUGAGUGAAGUUGUGUCGGAGCUCAAUAAUACUCGGAAAGAGAUGGAUGACUUGAGGCAACAUUUAGACAGAUCUUUGGAGGAGAAUAGUAGCUUAAAGUCUCUCUUGUGCAGCAUGAAAAGAGAAGUAAAAAAUGCAGAUGCUUCAGCUGCGUUAAACUUGCAGAUCACUGGGCUUCAAACAAAUGUGAAGAGGCUCUCGGGUGAAAUUGUGGAGUUGAAGCAGCACCUUGAACAUUAUGACAAGGUCCAGGAGCUCACGCAGAUGCUGCAGGAAAGCCACAGUUCCCUGGUCAGCACCAAUGAGCACCUCCUGCAGGAGCUGGGCCAGGUGCGGGCUCAGCACAGGGCCGAGGUGGAGCAGCUACACUGGAGCUACAAGGAGCUCAAGAAGACCAUGGCCCUGUUCCCAGUCAGCAGCACCCGCCUCAGUGGCUGCUCCUAAACCUGACCUUCCUAGUGUGGCGUGCACGUGUUUUCUUUACCUGGUGUACUUGUUGAUGAGAGUUGUUUCUUCUGUUUGCAGUUAUCUUGUGAUUUCUGAAAUGUAAUCAGGGCCCACAGUUCAGUUUGCUAAAACAUUCUAAAAAGACAGGAUUAAUCUAGGCCCUUCACAUGUUUUGAGACAAAACACUGACAUAUUUUAAGACAAACAGUUUGUUAAUUUUUCAUCAAAUGUCUUAAGAUUUAAAAAAAUCUUGUGUUUUUCUGCCUAAUGUAAAAGAGAACUAUGUAUGAUGAUUAAAGAAAAUAAUUUAUUGUAUAAUAAGCAGUUCUUAUUUAAUAAAUGAAUACAUUGUUCUAAAAA